Molecule: messenger RNA, 3857 nt
Organism: Pteronotus mesoamericanus
Lineage: Eukaryota; Metazoa; Chordata; Mammalia; Chiroptera; Mormoopidae
Gene: CLCC1
Product: chloride channel CLIC like 1
Exons: 11
Coding region: 144-1760 (538 amino acids)
Cellular component (GO): endoplasmic reticulum; membrane
Molecular function (GO): chloride channel activity
Source: RefSeq, a predicted model, not a curated record
GGGCGGAGCGAGUCGUUGAGGGCGCGCCGGACGCUCGGCGUCCUCGGGAGCUCUUGGGGUGUCUAGAGGGCGGUUCUCCACCCUCCUGGGCCUUCCCGGCGGGUAUCUGUCUUCGUGAAGAGGCUCACGGGCGACUGCGGACGAUGCUGUGGUCUCUGCUCCUCUGUGAGUGUCUGUGGCUGGUAACCGGUGACGCGCACAGUGAUGACUGGGUUGACCCCACAGACAUGCUUAACUAUGACGCUGCCUCCGGAACGAUGAGGAAGCCUCAGGUGAACUAUGGUGUGUCAGAGAAAAAAGAGGUCAGUCCUGACUUGUACACUCAAGAAUUGUCGGAAUGUUACAGCAGGCUGGAUUCUUUAACUCAUAAGAUCAAUGAAUGUGAAAGCAAAAAGAAGAAAGACUAUGAAAGUGAAAGAAAUCCUGUUUUUGGGAGAUACUUAAACAAGAUUUUAAUUGAAGCCAGAAAGCUUGGACUUCCUGAUGAAAACAAAGGAGAUGUGCAUUAUGAUGCUGAGAUUAUUCUUAAAAGACAAACCUUGAUAGAAAUACAGAAGUUUCUCGAUGGAGAAAACUGGAAUCCAGGUGCCUUGGAUGAAGCACUAAGUGAUAUUUUAAUUAAUUUUAAGUUUCAUGAUUUUGAAAAGUGGCAGUGGCGAUUUGAAGAUUCCUUCGGCGUGGAUCCAUAUGACGUGUUCAUGGUGCUCCUGUGUCUGCUCUGCACCGUGCUGCUGGUGGCGACCGAGCUGUGGACGUACGUCCGCUGGUACACCCAGCUGAGGCGUUUUCUGUUCGUCAGUUUUCUCAUCAGUUUGGCAUGGAAUUGGAUGUAUUUAUACAAGAUGGCGUUCGCACAGCACCAGGCUGAAGUCGCCAAGAUGGAGCCGCUAAACAACGUGUGCGCCGAGAAGAUGGACUGGUCUGAGAGUCUCUGGGAAUGGCUUAGAAGUUCAUGGACCUACAAGGAUGACCCAUGCCAGAAGUACUAUGAGCUCUUAUUAGUCAACCCCAUUUUAUUGGUUCCACCAACAAAGGCAUUGGCAGUUACGUUCACCAACUUUGUCACGGAGCCGCUGAAGCACAUUGGACAAGGAAUUGGUGAAUUCAUUAAAGCACUCAUGAAGGAGACGCCUGUGCUCUAUCAGAUCCCCUUGCUCGCCAUUGUGGCCAUAGGCGUCCUGAGUUUCUGCUAUGGUGCUGGGAACUCAAUUUUUUUGCUGGGACCUUUUGGUGGUCGAAGAAGAGAGCCGCCCCUGGCCCUUCAGCCAGAUGACCAGCGCCAGCAGCAGAGAAUUGAUUAUAGACCCAAUGGUGGAGCAGGUGAUGCAGACUUUUACUAUAGGGGCCCAAUCGGCCCCGUUGAGCAAGGCCCUUAUGACAGAACGAAUGAGGGUAGAAGACAUGUUUUGAGAGAGAGAGAUGUUGGCUUGAGAAUUCAGACUGGCCACAGGAGCCCCGAAGUGCUCCGGGCAGGUGACUUUCCAGACACAGAGACGCGAGAGCAUCCCGAGGUGGUGUCCAGUCCCAGAGAGACUGGCGGAGACGGAGGAGAAGGCUCUCCCACCGAGAGCAGCACGGCAGGCAGCCGGCCGCCUGAGCCUGUCACCAGCCAGGAGCCCUCAGGGAGUGUGGACUGUUCACCAGCAGCGGGGAAGGCCCAGCUCAGGACUGAUGCCAAAGGCAGCCCCGAGGCCGGCAGCGCUGCCGGCCCGGCCUUGGGAGCCGGUGGAAAGGACCCGCCCAGGGGCACAUGUGCGUAGAGGAGCGCGGGCUCGGACCGUGGCGCGGAGGCCGUCUUUCUGCACUGCGGUUCUGUGGCGUAAACUCUCAACUAUUCACUGCAGAUAUUCUGAUACUUACUGCAACAUUGCCAACGUAAACGUGAAUAUUUUUACUGACAGAAUUAGCAAACAUGUAUUUGAUUUGUUUAACUUCUUUCAUCUGUUUGAUUUUCUGUUUGAUGGUGAGAUAACAUCCCGUAAAACUUUGAAGUAUGAGUUUUGGAACAGGAUCUCAUAAAUGAACAUAAGCAAGCAUCACUAAUCUGAAUAAUUAAAGCCAUGUGGCACUAGGGUCUUUGAAAAAGUAAUUGUAUGUUUACACGUCUGGGACCCAGGUCACCCCGAGAGAGUGUGGUUGAGGGGACGUCCUGUGGCAGCUACUUUAGUUGAGAGAAUCUGCCAGUUGUGCAUUGCGUUGCAAAAGUGGCAGGUACUCUCAAACCAUUUGGAAGGGGAGUCCACUGCAGCCACGUUGACUCUCCGUGUCCUUCAGCACCUUUAGAGCCGUGGAGUCUGCGUUGGCAGCACUCCCGUCUCUGCAGGCUGCUCACAGAGGGUGGUGGCCUUGCAGGGUCAUCGUACGGGCUUUUCUCAGCUCCCAGCCGUUACUGGGGCUGCUUCCUUAUCACCCCUUUACAUUUUCCUCUGCUGACACAGACUGAAAGUUGCCAGGGGACUUCAGGUGGUGCAGCGUGUUAAGUUGGUAGCCCCAGUAUUCCGUAGUGAGCGGACCCUGAGAGGGACUUUGGUUUGCCCCACCAGGUGAAGUGCACCGGCUUUGUAAGACCCGUUUUCCUGGCCGCUCAGAAUCCCACCAGCUGAGACUGUUAGAAACCACAGCACCUUACGUGAGAGCAGAGCGUGGUGGUCGGGCCCCAGCAAGUGCGCGGUUCUGGCGCUGUGGACACAGAGCAGCCGCUGUGCUGGGGAGGACAGAGCAGGGCGCCUCCCUCACCUGUGGACGGCCGAUCCGCUCGGCACUUCAACUUUGUUACUCUGAUUUUUUAAACUAUUCCUCAUUUUAAACUUAAAAAAUUUGUCCCGUCCCUACCAGAAAGCAAAUUUCACAUACAUUUAUUUAGGUGUCCUCUGUUUUAAUGUUCACACUAAAAGUAAUGUUCAGCUGCUGACAGAUAGGAAUAGUCUUAAAAUCUUCCCUUAGGUAUUUGUUUCAGAAAACUCUUAUUCAAAGCAUUUGCUUUCUGAAGUUUUUUCUAAUGUUAUUUUUCAAUUACAGUUGUCACUUGGUAUUUUCUUUUAGAUAAAGGUGGACAGCAUAGUGGUUAGACAGUCAUACACUUUAUGAAGUGGUCCCUCCCGUACUUCCAGUGCCCACCUGGCGCUGCACGUACAUAUUACGCUAUUACUGACCUGUAUUUCUUAUGCUCUAUUUCUGGGGGUUUUUCACAUGAGAUGUAGAAAUCUUUUUUGCUCCUUGAAGCAUCACUUAGAUGCCUUUAACACUUUAGUUUUAUGUGUUAAUAUUGCAAAUAUCUUUAGUAUUUCCUCAGAGAGGUGGUCAUUUUUUCCAAGAAAUGGAAAAAGAAUUGUGUAUACAAAUUUGUAACACUGGGCACCUAACAAAUGAACUAGUGACCAUAUGCCUGCAGUCUGGAAUAGAUCUCCGAGCAUCGAUGCACAUAACCUAGCCCUCUGGGGGCUGGACCUCUUCACCGACAGGCGACAUGCGCCCCAGGUGGUGGUGUCCUCUGGGCUGGGGUCCAGUUCCGAAGAGGAAGGAGGACCUCAGGUGGCUGAGCCCAACCGUGAGAGUGGACAUAAUGCGUUCUGCACGCCUGACUGCUGUUUGUCAACCCCAAAAUGAAUCUUUGAUGAAAACUUUUAAGUAGAAUUUCAUCUUUGUAUUCUUGGCAUUUCAUGCCUGCUGUUGAGUGAUGCCAGGAAUUUAGGGAAGUCCUAUUAGAGCAAGGCAGACAUAUCAAGGCCAGAUUAUAACUAGAAGACAGGCUUGGUUUUCCAGCCAAUGUUUGUCACUAAAAUCAAGGAUUGCAGUGAUAAGCUCUUAGGGAGAGCAGAAUAGCAUAGGCAGCUUGUAAAAGCGAUCUUAAAAUGGAG